AUGGCGAUGAAGCGCAAGUUGUCCCCCACAGAGGCUGACCUCGACUCGGACGACCACCACAAACCCGACACCUCCAGCAUCACAACGGCGACAAGGCCGGAACCAUGGGCAGCGACGGUCGGCGCCGUGGCGACUGCACAGCCGGCUCGGAAACGCUUCGUCGGCGUCCGGCAGCGGCCGUCGGGGCGGUGGGUGGCGGAGAUCAAGGACACGAUCCAGAAGAUCCGGGUGUGGCUCGGCACCUUCGACACCGCUGAGGAGGCGGCCCGCGCCUACGACGAGGCCGCGUGCCUCCUCCGCGGCGCCAACACCCGCACCAACUUCUGGCCCCGCGCAGCCGCGCCCGCGGCCACCUCGGACGGCCACGGCGGGGCAGGGUUGGCCGAGAACCAUGGCCACCUCCACCACCACACGCCGCCGCCGUCGGCUCUCCCCUCCAAGGUCACCAACCUCCUCCUCCUCCGCCUCAAGAGAGCGCGCAGCAUCAGCGACGAACACAUUAGUGCAAGUGCCACUGCGCAAGAAGCACUUGGGCAGCAGCAGCAAGAGCAAGAGGAGUACGGCGCCGGCAGCUUCCACGUCGACGACUUCCUCAGCUACGACUCUAACGUCGACGAGCAUGGCGUCGUGAAAUACGAGGAGGACUCCCACUGCUCGCGAGACGCGGAGGAUGACGAAGAGGAUGUGUCCGUGGAGGAGGAAGAAGCGCCCUUGGACUUCGGGUUCAUGGACACGCACCCGUCUCCGCCUGGGGACGUCGGCGACGCGGGCCUUUUCUCACCGUUCGAGAUGAUGGCGGCGGAGAUCGGCGGGGCGGUGGAGGCGGAGGCAGAGGCUCCGGAGUACGGCGGUGGCGAGAACGAGAACUCGGCGGCAAUCCACGAGGUGAUGAAGAGAAUGACGUACGAGCGGAAGAUCUCUGCCUCGCUCUACGCGCUCAGCGGCGUGUCCGAGUGCCUCCGCCUGCGCCUAGGGGACGUCGGUCACGGGCUGGCGCUCUCCGGUCUGAGGGAUGCGUGCAUGAAGAAGCGGCAGGAACAAAAUCAAGAAGCGGUGGUAGAUUGCGUUGAGGGGGGCCAUGAGGAAAGCUCAAGCAGCAACAGCAGCUCGUCGUCUGAGGUAGCGAGCUGUUCGCCGGAGGCGGGGAUCUCGUCGCCGAACGCCGAUGCCGUCGACAGCGAUGUGGUGAUGUGGAGCUCCCUUGAUCUGGCUCCCAUCUGCUUCAUGUCAUAA
Aegilops tauschii subsp. strangulata is the source of this 1233-nucleotide messenger RNA. RefSeq lists its product as uncharacterized. The record is from RefSeq and is a predicted model, not a curated record. Gene Ontology annotation, biological process: regulation of DNA-templated transcription. Lineage: Eukaryota; Viridiplantae; Streptophyta; Magnoliopsida; Poales; Poaceae. Gene Ontology annotation, molecular function: DNA-binding transcription factor activity; DNA binding.